UCUCAAACAACUACGGCUUUCUCCAAUAUGACAUUAACAUUACGCGUGGUUGUAUCGGAGAAGUAGGAAUAGGUAAGGAAAAUCAAAGAUAUCAGGCUUUUGACGCUUUGAUACCGCUUCUCUCGUUAAUCAUUAUUAGGCUCAAUGCUGAAUGCAUUCUAACCGCUGAUCAACCGAUUAAUAAUGAGAGAACACUGGGACAAAAUUGCAAUGUGGUGCUAAAAUGGAAAGUGUUGUUUGUGACUUGGUACAAACUGUAUCGAUAGUUGUGAAUUUUUUCUAAUUGAAAAACAAGUUCAAAUUCUUUCAAGAGAAUGUUGUGGAUCAGUUGUAUGUUAUUGUCCGUGAUUGCACUGACGUGUUUCAAACCUGUUCAACUGAACGAUGAUGCCAAGCGACUCUACCACGACCUCCUGGUACAGAACAAGUACAACAAGCUGAUCAGGCCCGUAGGGAACAACACCAAGGAACCACUGACCGUGAAGAUGGGUAUCCGGCUCUCACAGAUCAUCGACGUGGAUGAGCUUAAUCAAGUGAUGACAACAAACGUUUGGCUUCGUCAGGAAUGGCGCGACGUUAGUCUGCAGUGGGAUCCGAAAGAAUACGGAAACAUCAGCACCAUUGAAUUGCCGUCGAAAAACAUAUGGCUGCCAGAUAUAGUCCUCUUCAACAACGCCGACGGUAAUUACGAAGUGACAUUAAUGACAAAAGCAACGGUCAAGUACACAGGCUGUGUCGUGUGGGAGCCCCCAGCCAUUUACAAAAGUUCGUGCACGAUCGAAGUUGAAUUCUUCCCCUUCGACAUACAAUUAUGCUCAAUGCGAUUUGCAUCCUGGACGUACGCUGGUGACCAGGUUGACCUUAUUCACAAUUGCUCUACUAGCACGAAUGCGCGAGAAGUCAUUUUCAAUGGUAUCGAUUUGAGAGACUUUUACGAAUCUGGUGAGUGGGAUAUUUUAGAAGUGACUGCUGAAAAGAACGUUAACAACAACAUCGAUUAUCCGGAUAUUACAUUCAAUGUCACAAUGAGGCGGAAAACCUUGUUUCAUACUGUUAAUUUGAUUAUUCCUUCUGUGGCGAUAUCCUGCUUAACAAUCCUUGUAUUUUACCUUCCCUCUGAUAGCGGCGAGAAGAUUACAUUGUGCAUCUCUAUUUUGCUCUCACUUAAUUUCUUUUUCUUGCUUCUUUCGGAGAUAAUUCCACCAACGUCCAUUGUUGUACCUUUGAUUGGAAAGUAUCUGCUCUUUACAAUGAUUCUCAUAACAUUGUCAAUCAUUGUUACGGUCAUCACGUUAAAUGUCCACUUCCGUUCGCCGUCUACGCACACGAUGUCGCCAUGGGUGAGGAGAGUGUUUCUGAACAUUCUACCCAAAAUGCUUCUAAUGCGACGUCCAAAUCUUGAAAGUGAAAAGGUAGCGCGAACAUUCGUUCGCACGAGAAAUGGAGUAGAGAUACGAGACCAGUAUGUCAGCAGACGAGACUUUGAAUACGAAACUAUGCGUCUUACCGCAGCUGAUGAAGUGGAAGAUAAGGAUACGGAUCUUUCCGUAGAGGUUCAAGAAGCUAUUGACAGCAUAUGCUUCAUAGCUGAGCAUCUGAAGAAGGGUGACAAUACUGCGUCCGUCAGAGAAGACUGGAAAUAUGUUGCCAUGGUGAUGGACCGGUUGUUUCUAUGGAUAUUCACAGUGGCGUGCGUGGUAGGAACCUUUGGCAUCAUUUUACAGGCGCCGACCCUCUAUGACAACAGACAGCGGUUGACGCCAGUGGCUAGUUCCUACCGAUGCGUGCCUCCAGUGGAAAAUAUCCAAGGUUUAUACACAGCAAGCAGGUCAGAGCAUACGAUGUGUUUUACACCCAGACAGUAAUAUGUGCCGAUGGUCAUUUCGAAGUCAAGAUAUUAACAAAAGCCACACUAAUGUACACAGGACUUGUUAUAUGGGAACCGCCAGCAAUAUUCAAAAGCGCGUGCAUUAUGGAUGUAGAAUACUUUCCUUUCGAUGUGCAAAACUGUUC
Dreissena polymorpha is the source of this 2013-nucleotide messenger RNA. Its product is annotated as acetylcholine receptor subunit alpha-like 1. Gene Ontology annotation, biological process: signal transduction; chemical synaptic transmission; nervous system process. Gene Ontology annotation, cellular component: synapse; postsynaptic membrane; neuron projection. Gene Ontology annotation, molecular function: acetylcholine-gated monoatomic cation-selective channel activity; transmembrane signaling receptor activity. NCBI's taxonomy places the organism in Eukaryota, Metazoa, Mollusca, Bivalvia, Myida, Dreissenidae. Bases 315 to 1865 code for a protein of 516 amino acids. The transcript has 7 exons. The record is from RefSeq and is a predicted model, not a curated record.